Messenger RNA from Penicillium subrubescens, 2052 nucleotides. RefSeq lists its product as uncharacterized. Gene Ontology annotation, cellular component: U2-type post-mRNA release spliceosomal complex. NCBI's taxonomy places the organism in Eukaryota, Fungi, Ascomycota, Eurotiomycetes, Eurotiales, Aspergillaceae. Gene Ontology annotation, biological process: spliceosomal complex disassembly. Gene Ontology annotation, molecular function: nucleic acid binding. The coding region runs from base 1 to 2052 and encodes 683 amino acids. The record is from RefSeq and is a predicted model, not a curated record. The transcript has a single exon.
AUGGGCUACGUGGAGGGACAAGGUCUGGGUUCUAGCGGUCAGGGUAUUGUCAGCCCGAUUGAAGCACAGGCACGACCACAGGGUGCUGGUCUAGGUGCUGUUCGGGAGAAGACCAAGCAGGCACGCGAUGAAGAGAAACGAGAGGCCGCGCGCCGCGGCGAAUCGAUCGAAGACAGCUCCGAUGAAGAGAAACGGCGAAGACGCAAGAAGAAGCAAGAGCGCAAGACAGAAAGCCGCAGUGGUACUGGAACGCCGGUGCCCCGACCCAAGCCCAAAUUCCGAACCGCGCGAGAAAUUGAAGAUGCCAUGGAAGGCCUCCAGGUGCCGAAUGUCCUCAAGUCGCUCAUCGAUGCUACCGGCAAGGAGCAGCGCGUCUUGACUUCGACAGCUGGCUUGAUGGCUUCACAAGGGUUUGUCAGUCAGGGCGAAGGGGAGGCAAUGAAGAUUGCGCGACGUGCGCGGACCGACCUCGAGGCCUUUGCGGAUGAAUGGAAAGGGCUGACCGAGCAGAAAAAGUUCAUUGAGCUCGAAGAGGCCCAGGUUGUCGACGAGUUGGAUGCAUAUCAAGCCCGACUCAACCAUCUCACCGGACUGAUUGCUGCUGUGGAAGAGCUGGAUAUCUUCGAGCACGAGGAAAGCAUUGCAUCCAAAUUCAAUGAGAUGACUGAAAAGGUCGAAGCCAUGGAGUCCAAGUAUCGGGACGUUGGGGAUGAAUAUCGACUAGCAGAAACAGUAGUCGCUGCCAUACAUCCGCUCUUCCGGCAGGCCAUGGAAGAGUGGGACCCUCUUCAAGAUCCCAACUUCCUCGUAUCCAACCUCGCUCGCCUCCAACCGAUUCUUUCUCGCCGGACCGAGAACGGAGUUCAACAACGAUCAUCCACAUCUCCCUACGAAACAAUGAUCUACACCCUCUGGCUACCACGAGUGCGCUCCGCACUUCUCAAUGACUGGGACGUUUAUGAUCCGAAUGUUGCAACGUCGCUAGUAGUUGCGUGGAAGCCUAUCGUUCCAGAUUUCGUGUAUGCAAACCUCAUUGACCAAGUGGUUGUUCCAAAGCUCAGCGGAGCCCUGAAAAAGUGGAAACCCAGGAGCAGCCGACGACACCCAUCUCAGCAGGAUGGAAAGUUUCCCUGGUGGUUGUUCACAUGGCUACAGCAUUUGGGUGAACGACAUACCAACCCCAAACAGCCUACAGGUCUCAUGUCCGAUACCAAGAGGAAAUUCCGCGUGGUAUUAGACUCGUGGAGCUUGCGCCGAGGUCUCAUCGAUGGCAUUCAGCUCUGGCGGGACGCCCUUGGCAGCGAAUUUGACGUAUGCCUACGCAAUCACUUGUUACCACGCCUGGCGCGUCACCUUCGUGAAGACUUUACCGUGAACCCUCAGGAACAAGACCUGACAGCACUGGAAGAUGUGCUGCGUUGGAAAGAUUUCUUCCGGCCCAACGUGAUGGGUCUGCUACUUGUCUCCGACUUUUUCCCGAAGUGGCAUGAAAUUUUGUACAUCUGGCUCACCAAUGAUCCGAACUAUGAAGAGGUCGCCGCUUGGUUCACUUGGUGGCAAGCUCAGAUCCCGAAGGAGGUCAAUGAACUGGCUAUUGUCGAGGAUGAAUGGAACAAGGGUCUACAGACCAUGAACCUCGCUGCCGACCUUGGAGACCGCGCUGCUGCCGAACUUCCGCGCCCAGCUGCAAAUGGUGGAACUGCGCUUCCCACUCGACAAGAUGCCGUGGCGGAGGCUGCAGCGGCGGCCGCUGCAGCGAGCAAAGCAGCUCCUGUGCCUCAAGCCAAGCCUGCAAUCGUGGAAGAAAUUGCAUUCAAGGACAUCGUCGAGAACUGGUGUCUGGAACAGGGCCUUAUCAUCCUACCCUUGCGCGAGGCCCACCCCAAAACCGGGCUUCCUCUCUUCCGCAUCACGGCCAGUGCGACGGGCAAGGGCGGCGUGGUGGCAUACCUACAUGGUGAAGUUAUAUGGGUGCAGAACAAGAAGGCCAAGGAUGUCUGGGAGCCAAUGGGUCUAGAGGACUCUCUAGUAGAGCGUGCAGAGGGACGUUAG